This is a messenger RNA of Gracilinanus agilis (Agile Gracile Mouse Opossum), 1401 nucleotides long. Its product is annotated as CTD small phosphatase-like protein 2. The coding region runs from base 1 to 1401 and encodes 466 amino acids. NCBI's taxonomy places the organism in Eukaryota, Metazoa, Chordata, Mammalia, Didelphimorphia, Didelphidae. Gene Ontology annotation, molecular function: phosphoprotein phosphatase activity. The transcript has a single exon. The record is from RefSeq and is a predicted model, not a curated record.
AUGAGGCUGAGAACUCGGAAAGCUUCUCAGCAGUCAACCCAAAUUCAUACACAAUGUUCAGUCAAAGCAAAGAGGAAACAUUCAGAGAUUGAAGAUAGUUUACCUUCAGGAGUAGAAAAAACACAGAAGAAUGAAACUGGCUUGUUAUCAUCAAUUAAAAAAUUCAUUAAGGGAAGCACACCCAAGGAAGACAGAGAAAAUUCUUCAAAGAGAAGUAGAAUAGAACAGGAUAUAGAUAACAACUUAAUCACAUCAACACCUCGGACAGGAGAAAAGCCCAAUAAACAGAUAUCUCAAGUAAGAUGGAAAAAUAAAGUAAAUGGAGAAGCUGGUAUUUAUGAAAUGACAAAUCAACAUGUAAAACAAAAUGGAAAAUUAGAAGAUAAUCCCGCCACUUGGAGUCCUCCAAGGACUACAUUAUUGGGGACCAUUUUUUCUCCUGUCUUCGACUUUUUCUCACCAGCAACUAAAAAUGGAACAUCAGGAUCAGAUUCCCCCAGACAAGCUGUGGAAGCUGAAGAAAUAGUAAAACAACUUGAUAUAGAACAGGUAGAUGAAAUCACUACCAGUACAACUACAUCAACAAAUGGAAUAGCUUAUUCAAAUCAAGCAGUUCAAGUCAGACCUACGAUAAAUAAUGGUUUAGAAGAAGUGGAAGAAGCAACCAAUCGUGAUCUACCACCUCUUACAGCACCUGUGUCUCCAGAUAGUGGCUAUUCAUCAGCCCAUGCAGAAACAAGCUAUGAAGAAGAUUGGGAAGUAUUUGACCCCUAUUAUUUUAUCAAGCAUGUUCCCCCAUUGACAGAGGAACAACUAAAUAGGAAGCCAGCUCUUCCUUUGAAAACAAGAAGUACACCAGAAUUUUCUCUAAUCCUAGACUUGGAUGAAACACUAGUGCACUGUAGUCUAAAUGAGCUAGAAGAUGCUGCACUCACUUUUCCAGUUCUUUUCCAAGAUGUCAUUUAUCAGGUUUAUGUACGAUUAAGACCAUUCUUCAGGGAAUUCCUGGAACGUAUGUCUCAAAUUUAUGAGAUCAUUCUUUUUACUGCUUCUAAGAAGGUGUAUGCAGACAAGUUACUGAACAUACUAGACCCUAAAAAGCAGCUAGUCAGGCACCGGCUUUUCCGUGAACAUUGUGUGUGUGUACAAGGAAACUACAUAAAGGACUUAAACAUACUUGGAAGAGAUCUUUCAAAAACUAUCAUAAUUGACAAUUCACCACAAGCCUUUGCCUAUCAGCUUUCUAAUGGAAUCCCUAUAGAGAGCUGGUUCAUGGAUAAAAAUGACAAUGAACUCUUAAAAUUGAUUCCUUUUCUGGAGAAACUUGUAGAACUGAAUGAGGAUGUAAGACCUCACAUCAGAGACAGAUUUCGCUUGCAUGACUUGCUACCCCUAGAUUAA